Messenger RNA from Hibiscus syriacus, 1122 nucleotides. Its product is annotated as ethylene-responsive transcription factor ERF114-like. NCBI's taxonomy places the organism in Eukaryota, Viridiplantae, Streptophyta, Magnoliopsida, Malvales, Malvaceae. Gene Ontology annotation, molecular function: DNA-binding transcription factor activity; DNA binding. Bases 261 to 944 code for a protein of 227 amino acids. Gene Ontology annotation, biological process: regulation of DNA-templated transcription; ethylene-activated signaling pathway. The record is from RefSeq and is a predicted model, not a curated record. The transcript has 2 exons.
UUUCCAUGCUUAUUGCUUUGGUUAAGCAGAGAAAACUAUAUAUAUAUAUAUAUUCUUUGGUUUGCUGGUUUUUGCAUGAUACAUAGAAAAAGACCAUAAGCAAAAAGCGGAAUCUUUCCAAAGGCAAAGUGGAUCGGCGACAGGGGAAGCAGCCAUUUCGAUAUUCCGGUUAUGAACCGGAAGCGAAAGAAGAAGAAGAAGAAGCAGCAGCUAAUAUUGAUCAUAUAUUUCCGGUGUAUUCGGCUAGGUCUCAACAAGAUAUGAAUGCUAUGGUUCAAGCCCUAGCUCAAGUUAUUGGAAACAAUAACAAUAACACACUUGUUCAACUUCAUGAUCCCAACCCCACUACUCAACAAAACGAAUCUCACCAUCAAGAAGCUGAAGCUGAAGCUCAAGAUCAAGGGAAUGGCAGGAGAAGACACUAUAGAGGAGUAAGGCAAAGGCCUUGGGGGAAAUGGGCGGCUGAGAUUCGUGACCCGAAAAAAGCAGCUCGGGUUUGGCUCGGAACGUUCGAAACAGCUGAAGCAGCGGCCUUGGCCUACGAUGAAGCAGCUCUUAGGUUUAAAGGAAGCAAAGCAAAGCUUAACUUCCCCGAAAGAGUUCAACUAAGAUCCGAAUCCGGUUAUUUCACUACUCCUCAAGAGAUCCAACCAACGGUGGCACCACCUCUUUCUCAACCAACAUAUCCCAAUAUUUCUCAGUACGCGCAACUCCUCGUUGGUGUCUCCGCCACUUCUUUCAACUAUUCUAUGCCAAGCGCUGCCUACGGAUCCUGGCCGGGUUUCACUUCUCAGUCUUCAUCUUCAUCUUCAUCUUCCACAACGUUAACAUUUCAACAACAAGAGUAUUUGGGUGGAUUUUCAUUGCAGUUGGGUGGUUCAUCGCCAACUUCGGAUCAUCCCAAGAACACGAGAGACUAUGAUUAUUACUAUUCAAGAGAAUAGUAAUGCAUCUUCUGAGUUUCGCUUUUGCAUGCAUUUCGUUUUCCUUAUAUUAAUGCUUGUUUGUUUAAAGCCCUUGUAUCAACUUUUUUUUUUCCUUCAAGUUUUUGCCAAUUCCACAAUCGUUGGUUUGAUCAUGAAAUUUUAUAUGUUUCUCUAAUAUUAUUCCAAGCUCCGUUGA